AUGGAUUCUGUUCGUUCUGGACCAUAUGGACAACUAUUCCGUCCAGAUAAUUACGUGUUUGGCCAGUCAGGAGCGGGUAACAACUGGGCAAAGGGCCACUAUACCGAGGGAGCUGAACUCGUCGACAAUGUCCUAGAUGUUGUUCGUAAAGAGGCUGAGGGCUGCGAUUGCCUUCAGGGCUUCCAACUUACGCAUUCUCUUGGAGGAGGUACCGGAUCCGGUAUGGGCACUUUGCUUAUUUCAAAAAUUCGUGAGGAGUACCCUGAUAGAAUUAUGGCUUCGUUCUCUGUUGUUCCUUCACCAAAGGUUUCCGACACCGUUGUGGAACCUUACAAUGCUACUCUUUCUGUUCACCAACUGGUAGAAAAUACCGAUGAAACGUUCUGUAUUGAUAAUGAAGCUCUGUAUGAUAUCUGCUUCCGCACAUUGAAGCUCACAAACCCAACUUAUGGAGAUCUCAACCACCUAGUGUCUGUCACAAUGUCCGGAGUCACGACUUGCCUCCGAUUCCCUGGACAACUAAAUGCUGAUCUUCGCAAGUUGGCCGUGAACAUGGUUCCAUUCCCUCGUCUUCACUUCUUUAUGCCCGGUUUUGCCCCAUUGUCUGCUAAGGGUGCUCAAGCAUAUCGCGCUUCAACUGUCGCUGAGCUUACACAGCAAAUGUUCGAUGCCAAGAACAUGAUGGCUGCCUGUGAUCCUCGCCAUGGACGCUAUCUUACGGUGGCUGCCAUGUUCCGUGGUCGCAUGAGCAUGCGGGAAGUAGACGACCAGAUGAUGUCUGUACAGAACAAGAACUCGUCAUAUUUCGUUGAAUGGAUUCCAAACAACGUGAAAACUGCCGUUUGUGAUAUUCCUCCUCGUGGACUGAAGAUGGCUGCUACUUUCGUUGGUAACUCGACUGCGAUCCAAGAGCUGUUCAAGCGUAUUUCGGAGCAGUUCACAGUUCAUCUCUUCUAUAAUUGGUCGCCGUUUAAGCCUAUGUUCCGUCGCAAAGCCUUCCUUCAUUGGUAUACUGGUGAGGGUAUGGAUGAAAUGGAGUUCACUGAAGCUGAAUCGAACAUGAACGAUCUUAUCUCCGAAUACCAACAGUACCAGGAAGCCACCGCUGACGAUAUGGGCGAUCUCGAUGCAGAAGGCGCAGAAGAGCCGUACCCCGAGGAGUAG
Cooperia oncophora is the source of this 1164-nucleotide messenger RNA. NCBI's taxonomy places the organism in Eukaryota, Metazoa, Nematoda, Chromadorea, Rhabditida, Trichostrongylidae. The record is from the annotation of a GenBank genome assembly.